This is a messenger RNA of Puntigrus tetrazona (Sumatra barb), 1908 nucleotides long. It is a transcript of the gene irf7, whose product is annotated as interferon regulatory factor 7. Gene Ontology annotation, molecular function: RNA polymerase II cis-regulatory region sequence-specific DNA binding; protein binding; DNA-binding transcription factor activity, RNA polymerase II-specific. Gene Ontology annotation, cellular component: nucleus. The record is from RefSeq and is a predicted model, not a curated record. The transcript has 9 exons. The coding region runs from base 144 to 1397 and encodes 417 amino acids. NCBI's taxonomy places the organism in Eukaryota, Metazoa, Chordata, Actinopteri, Cypriniformes, Cyprinidae. Gene Ontology annotation, biological process: immune system process; regulation of transcription by RNA polymerase II.
GAUACUCGGUUUCAUUGAACUCCGAGAAAACUCCUCCCACCCGCGUGACGCGUCCGUGACGUGCCGGCGUGUAUAAAAGACAAACGAAACGCCGUAAAACGCCGAAAACGACCAGCAGUAGAACAACUUCGGGACCUGAAGGCAUGGCAGCGACGCAGGGGGCGACCGGCAAACCUCAGUUCGGCCCGUGGCUCAUAGAGCAGGUGGAAAGUGGGAGAUAUGAGGGAUUGCGCAUGAUAGGCGAUGACAUCUUUCAGAUCCCCUGGAAACACAACUCGAGAAAAGACCUCGGGGACGACGACGUUAAAAUAUUCAAGGCAUGGGCUGUGGUCAGCGGGAAGAUCAGCGAGCACCCCAACGACAAAGCCAAAUGGAAGACGAACUUCCGUUGCGCGCUUCACAGUCUGAAAAACUUUAAGAUGUUAGAGGACCACUCCAAAGAUCAGGACAACCAACACAAAGUCUAUCGCAUCAUCCGUCCUCGAAAUCACCAAGAGAUCCAGAGUGCAGAGCCACUUCAACUCCCGUUCAUUCCUCAGCCCUACUGCGUGCCUAACUGCAUCACCGAAGAGGAAUUGCUCAACCAGGUGGAGACCAUGGAUAUAAAUUAUCAACCAGCAGAAUCCCAACCGUGGGAAAACUCUUCCCACCAAAACAUUCCAGCCACCUCAAGCAACUACUAUGAGACCGCUCAGCCCUUUCAGAACAACACGCCUGCCCCAGACCAGCAACCCUACACUACAGGUCAACAAUGGAACCUCCCACCUGUCUGUGAUCUAGAGAUCUCGAUCAACUACAGAAGAACGGAGGUUUUUAAAACUCGCCUGUGUUCGCCGCUCGUUCAGUUUCACUAUCAGUGCGACCCGACCGAGCUGAGAGGAGAGCCGGUCCGCUUCCCGUCCACCGAGGUUCUGAUCGAUAAAAAACAGAUCGAGUUCACCAAACACAUACUGGAGAGCAUUCAGAGAGGCCUGCAGCUGGAGGUAAACCAAUACGGCGUCUACGGCUACCGCCAGGACAAGUGUAAAGUCUUCGUCAGCACCAGCGACCCGUCUGAGAUCCAGAACCCAGAGCCUAGAAAACUGCCUCAGAACACCAGAGUGCUUCUUCUCAGCUUUGAUAAGUACAUAAGAGAUCUGAAGGACUUUCAAGAGAACAGACGGGGUUCUCCGGAGUACACCAUCUACCUGUGCUUUGGAGAGAAGAUUCCGGACGGAAAACCACUGGAGAAGAAGCUGAUCACCGUCAAAGUUGUACCUCUGAUCUGCCGCGAACUUCACGAGAGAGCUCAAAUAGACGGGGCGUCCUCCCUUCACAACGAAAACAUUAGCUUGCAGAUCUCCCACAACAGCCUUUUUGACCUUAUAAAUUCUUUGGGGUUGCCCUCGGUGGCAUAAAGCAGCCGUUUCCUCCACGGAAUCAGGCAGAUAACAUUAUUUUCCACGCACUCCGACAUAUAUAGAGAGAGGAAGAGAGAACAUCGUUUCGUUACUGUUGUACUUUGGCACAAUGCAAACUGACAGAACUUUCCCGAGGUGAUUUCUGCGGGGGAUUCAGAGGUCUUGUAAUUACUCUGGUCGUUUUAAUAGCAAUCUCAAUGAAACUGUAUUGUUCUAAUUACCUGAAACACUGUCUUUUUAGUUUCUAAUGAGAGCUAGUCCCUCAUUUUAAUAUCCUGUCUUCAAGUGAAGAAUCUUUCACCUUUCGCCCAAAGGGCUGCGCUUGUAUCGCUUGUCUGUCGCUUUAUGUCUGUGAUAUAAAGUUCGGUUUAAAAAAAAUUGCACUAUUAAUAGUAAAAACUACUGUUUGUACGGGUGUUGUUUUAUUAAAUGAUGACGUCGAUAUGUAAAGACGGACUACGUAUAUAAAUGUUAUGCAUUUAAUUGUUAAUAAACAUAUGAAAGGAAA